Castor canadensis (American beaver) is the source of this 1824-nucleotide messenger RNA. It is a transcript of the gene Sirt6, whose product is annotated as sirtuin 6. Gene Ontology annotation, cellular component: nucleus. Gene Ontology annotation, molecular function: NAD+ binding; transcription corepressor activity; histone H3K9 deacetylase activity, NAD-dependent. Gene Ontology annotation, biological process: negative regulation of transcription by RNA polymerase II. The record is from RefSeq and is a predicted model, not a curated record. Lineage: Eukaryota; Metazoa; Chordata; Mammalia; Rodentia; Castoridae.
UGUGGCUCCUCCCUCUUGGCCAUAUCGCCUGACUUCCGGCGGAAGCGGCCUCAACAAGGGAAACUUUAUUGUUCCCGUCGGGGCGGCGACGAUGUCGGUGAAUUACGCUGCGGGGCUGUCGCCGUACGCGGAUAAGGGCAAGUGCGGUCUCCCGGAGAUCUUUGACCCCCCGGAGGAGCUGGAGCGGAAGGUGUGGGAGCUGGCAAGGCUGGUCCGGCAGUCCUCCAAUGUGGUGUUCCACACAGGCGCGGGUAUCAGUACCGCCUCUGGCAUCCCUGACUUCAGAGGUCCCCACGGCGUCUGGACCAUGGAAGAGCGUGGCCUAGCCCCCAAGUUUGACACCACCUUUGAGAACGCGCGCCCCACACAGACGCACAUGGCGCUGGUGCAGCUGGAGCGUGUAGGCCUCCUGCACUUCGUGGUCAGCCAGAACGUGGACGGGCUACACGUGCGCUCCGGCUUCCCCAGGGAUAAAUUGGCAGAGCUGCACGGGAACAUGUUUGUGGAAGAAUGCGCAAAGUGUAAGACGCAGUAUGUCCGGGACACAGUUGUGGGCACCAUGGGCCUCAAGACCACAGGCCGACUCUGCACCGUAGCCAAGGCAAGGGGACUACGGGCCUGCAGGGGGGAGCUGAGAGACACCAUCCUAGACUGGGAAGAUGCACUGCCGGACAGGGACCUGGCUCUUGCUGAUGAGGCUAGUAGGAAUGCUGACCUGUCCAUCACCCUGGGCACCUCCCUGCAAAUCCGGCCCAGUGGGAAUCUGCCCCUGGCCACCAAGCGCCGGGGAGGAAAGCUGGUCAUCGUGAACCUGCAGCCCACCAAGCACGACCGACACGCUGAUCUGCGCAUCCAUGGCUAUGUAGAUGACGUCAUGACACAACUCAUGAAGCACCUGGGGCUGGAGAUACCAGCCUGGGAUGGUCCCCGUGUGCUGGAAAAGGCCCUGCCACCCCUGCCACGCCCCCCAACCCCUAAGCUCGAGCCCACAGACAAAUCCCUAGCCCAGCUCAAUGGCUCUGUGCCUGCUGACUCCACAGAGCCCUGCACCUGGCACAAUGGCUCCCAGCCUGCCAGCCCCAAAAGGGAACAGCCAGACAGUCCUGCACCCCGCCGGCCCCCCAAAAGGGUGAAGGCCGAGGUGACUCCCAGCUGACACGGGUGCUCGGGGAGGGUGGGGCUUUUUGUAGAAACCACAGAUUCUUUUUUUCUUAUGGUGUCACUUUGUUACAUGUAUCUCUCUUAUGGGGACCUCAGGGCUCUGAGACCUGGGCUCCAGCCCAGGGUCCAACCCAUCCUCACUGUGUCUCCCUUGGCUCUUGUGGCUCUUAGUGAGAGCCUUGCCUUGGGGCUCCCAGUUACGCCCCAGCCUCUGACUCAGGAUGGUCUGGGGAAGGGGCAGCUGGACUCUUCCUGGCUUCCUCCCAGGACCCCUCACUCACACCCCAGCCCCUCCUGGCUCUUGAUCUGUCUCCCUAAAGGCGCCUUUACAGACCCUCCAGGAUGGGAGCCAAACCUCACAGUGGGCAGACAGUAGGGUGGAGGGAGAGAGAGGAGGGGUGGGUGGCUUCCUGGGGGUUUCCCAAAAUCUCCAACGCAAUAAAGCAGAACUCUCCUGCAUCUGAGUGUGUUGACGGCCCCAGCGUGUGCCACCCCAAUGGGGCUGGAGCAGGCUGACCACCCAGAGGGGCCUGGAGGGAUCUGGCCAGUUUCCUGAUGCAACUUUGGGCAACUUUUGUUGUUUUUUGAGCCAAGGUCUUGCUAUGUAGCACAGGCUGUCCUGGAACUCACGAUCCUCCUGCUUCUGUCCCCCAGUGCAUGGCC